CACGCACACAGACACUUUUGGUUUCCCAGAAAACACGUGACAUGCGCUGAGAGUGGCGGUUCAGCUCAUUUACUUCCUCAUCUGAAUGUUUCGUCGCAGCGGGGAGCCUUUCUUUCUCCGCUUUGAAAACCUUUCACCUGAUUAACUUGUUUUAUGAACACUUUAACCUCAGUUUCUUCCCUUAUAUUUAUACUUUCAUAACUUUUUGCCGUAUGGGACGGAACGUAUUUUCUCCAUUCUACUAUGGAUGAGGAGAGAGAGGAGGGGGACUCUACCCCUAAGACCGCUCUGUCUGGGGAACUAGGCCGCCGGAGCAAAGCUAAGAGCCCAGAGAGGCAGCAGAGAGCAGACUCCCCUGGACCCAGCUGUGUCUCCAUGAAGAGUGGCCACUCUAUGGAUAAUCCUGUUGGGUUUAAAGAUGGAAAUCAGUCUAUUGAGGAGAGAAGAGUCCAGCAGGAGAGAGCAGGCUCCCCUGGACCCAGCUGUGUCUCAAUGAAGAGUGACCGCUCUAUGCAAGAACCAGUUAACUUUAAAGAUGGAAAUCAGUCUAUUGGGAAAAGACACCAGGAGAGGUCAAAGGUCACCAGUGCUCAGUCCGUACAGCAGCAUCAAACAGAGCUGGAGAUGAACCAGGAGGAACUGGCCGACACACUGGGGGGCGGUCUCCAGUCUACUAUGGAUGAGGAGAGGGAAGAGGGGGGUCCUACCUCUAAGACCACUCUGUCUGGGGAACAUGGCCGCCGGAGCAAAGCUAAGAGACACCAAGAGAGGUCAAAGGUCACCAGUGCUCAGUCUCUACAGCAGCAUCAAACAGAGCUGAUCAAGAGGGCUGAGGAGAACGCACACGCUUUUCUAGACAAGGAGCUGAAGAAGCUCUGGAGGGAUCUCUUCUCAGAUUACCCACAAUGCUCAGAGAGUCAGAGGGAAGAGGAGGAGGAGGAGGAGGAGGAGGAUGGUAAGAAGGAGGAGCAGAGGAGGCGCGCCAUAGAGGGAGUGGUGCACAUCACAAAGCUCUGCCUGAUGGAGAUGAACCAGGAGGAACUGGCCGACACACUGUGGGGCGGAUCUGCUGCUGAAAAUCAACAGAAAAUCAAGUCUCAUUUGAAGAAGAAGUUCAGGUGUGUGUUUGAGGGAAUCGCUAAAGCAGGACAUUCAACACCUCUGAAUGACUUCUACACAGAGAUCUUCAUCACAGAGAGAGGCAGUGGAGAGGUCAACAAGGAACAUGAGGUCAGACUGAUUGAAACCGCUUCCAGGAAACCAGUCAAGGAGGAAACACCAAUCAGAUGUGAGGACAUCUUUAAACCCUUGCCUGGAAAAGAUAAACCAAUCAGGACAAUAAUGACAACUGGAGUGGCCGGCAUUGGUAAAACCGUCUUAACACACAAGUUCAUUCUGGACUGGGCUGAAGGCAAAACCAACCAGGACAUACACUUCACAUUUCUCCUCACUUUCAGAGAGCUGAAUUUACUGAAAGGGAAAGAGUUUAGCUUGGUGGAACUGCUUCAUCACUUCUUUAUUGAGACCAAAGAAGCAGGAAUCUGCAGAUUCCACCGGUUCCAAGUUGUCUUCAUCUUGGAUGGACUGGAUGAGUGUCGACUUCCUCUGGACUUCCAGAACAACCCGAUCUGGACUGAUGUCACAAAGUCCACCUCGGUGGACGUGCUGCUGACGAACCUCAUCAGGGGCGACCUGCUUCCCUCCGCUCGCAUCUGGAUAACCACACGCCCUGCGGCAGCCAAUCAGAUCCCUGCUCAUUGUGUUGACAUGGUGACAGAGGUGAGAGGGUUCACCGACCCACAGAAGGAGGACUACUUCAGGAAGAGAUUCAGAGAGGAGUCGCAGGCCAGCACAAUCAUCUCCCACAUCAAGAAAUCACGAAGCCUCCACAUCAUGUGUCACAUCCCAGUCUUCUGUUGGAUCACUGCUACAGUUCUGGAGGACUGCUUCAAAACAUCCCAGAAAGGAGAAGAGAUGCCCAAGACCGUGACUCAGAUGUACAGCUACUUCUUGAGGGUUCAGUCCAUACAGGGGGACAGAAAGUACCAUGGGAGAGCUGAAACAGAUCAAAACUGGAGUUCAGAGAGCAGGGAGAUCAUUGUUUCUCUGGGAAAACUGGCUUUUAACCAGCUGACGAAAGGCAACCUGAUCUUCUACGAGUCAGACCUGGCAGAGUGUGACAUCGAUAUUAAAGAAGCCUCAGUGUUCUCAGGAGUGUUCACCCAGAUCUUUAAAGAGGAGUGUGGGCUGUACCAGGACAAGGUGUUCUGCUUUGUCCAUCUGAGCCUCCAGGAGUUUCUGGCUGCCCUUUAUGUCUUCAGGUCCUUUAUCAACACCGGGGUCAAUCUGCUCACAGAAGAACAGCCAACCUCCGGUGAAGAUAAAAUCAACCUUUUCUACCAGAGUGCUGUGGACAAGGCCUUACAGAGUAAGAACGGACACCUGGACUUGUUCCUCCGCUUCCUCCUGGGCCUCUCUCUGGAAAACAAUCAGAAUGUCCUGCGAGGUCUGCUGGGACAGACAGGGAAUAGAUCACUGAUCACUCAGUUUAAACAAUAUCUGCUGGGACAGACAGGAAGGGGCUCACAAGAAGAAAACAGUGUCACCAAGAGGAAAACAGUGUCUUACAUCAAGAAGAAGAUAGGUGGAGAUCUCUCUCCAGAGAGAAGCAUCAAUCUGUUCCACUGUCUGAAUGAGCUGAACGACCAUUCUCUAGUGGAGGAGAUCCAACAGUCCCUGACAUCAGGAAGUCUCUCCAGAGAAUCUCUUUCACCUGCUCAGUGGUCAGCCCUGGUCUUCAUCUUACUGUCAUCAGAAGAAGAGAUGGAAGUGUUUGACCUGAAGAAAUACUCAGCUUCAGAGAAGGGUCUUCUGAGGCUGCUGCCAGUGAUCAAAGCCUCCAAAAGAUCUCUGCUGAAUGGUUGUCAUCUGUCAGAGAGAUGCUGUGAAGCUCUGGCCUCAGUUCUCAGCUCCAACUCCUCUAGUCUGAGAGAGCUGGACCUGAGUACCAAUGAUCUGCAGGAUUCAGGAGUGAAGCUGCUCACUGCUGGACUGGGGAGUCCACACUGUGCACUGGAAACUCUAAGGCUGACUGGCUGUCAUCUGUCAGAGAGAUGCUGUGAAGCUCUGGCCUCAGUUCUCAGCUCCAACUCCUCUAGUCUGAGAGAGCUGGAUCUGAGUACCAAUGAUCUGCAGGAUUCAGGAGUGAAGCUGCUCUCUGCUGGACUGGGGAGUCCACACUCUACACUGGAAACUCUAAGGCUUAAUGGCUGUCAUCUGUCAGAGAGAUGCUGUGAAGCUCUGGCCUCAGUUCUCAGCUCCAACUCCUCUAGUCUGAGAGAGCUGGAUCUGAGUACCAGUGAUCUGCAGGAUUCAGGAGUGAAGCUGCUCUCUGCUGGACUGGGGAGUCCACACUGUACACUGGAAACGCUCAGGCUUAAUGGCUGUCAUCUGUCAGAGAGAUGCUGUGAAGCUCUGGCCUCAGUUCUCAGCUCCAACUCCUCUAGUCUGAGAGAGCUGGACCUGAGUACCAAUGAUCUGAAGGAUUCAGGAGUGAAGCUGCUCUCUGCUGGACUGGGGAGUCCACACUGUACACUGGAAACUCUCAGGCUUAAUGGCUGUCAUCUGUCAGAGAGAUGCUGUGAAGCUCUGGCCUCAGUUCUCAGCUCCAACUCCUCUAGUCUGAGAGAGCUGGAUCUGAGUACCAAUGAUCUGCAAGAUUCAGGAGUGGAGCUGCUCUCUGCUGGACUGGGGAGUCCACACUGUACACUGGAAACUCUCAGGCUUAAUGGCUGUCAUCUGUCAGAGAGAUGCUGUGAAGCUCUGGCCUCAGUUCUCAGCUCCAACUCCUCUAGUCUGAGAGAGCUGGACCUGGGUACCAACGAUCUGAAGGAUUCAGGAGUGAAGCUGCUCUCUGCUGGACUGGGGAGUCCACACUGUACACUGGAAACUCUCAGCUUGUCUGGCUGCCUGGUCACACAGGAAGGCUGUGCUUCUCUGGCCUCAGCUCUGAGCUCCAACCCCUCCCACCUGAGAGAGCUGAACCUGAGCUACAAUCACCCAGGAGACUCUGGAGCUGCGCUGCUCUCUGCUGGACUGGAGGAUCCACGCUGGAGACUGGACACUCUCAGUGUGGAGCACGGUGGAGUGUGGAGGCUGAAACCAGUUCCACAGAGAUAUGCCUGUGACCUCACACUGGACCCCAACACGGCCCACAGACGACUCUCUCUGUCUGAGGACAACAGGAAGGUGACGUGGGCUGGAGGGGACCAGUCGUAUCCGGAUCACCCAGACAGAUUUGACUCCAGGCCCCAGGUGUUGGGUAGAGAGGCUCUGACUGGCCGCUGUUACUGGGAGGUAGAGUGGGAAGGAGGGGUUAGGAUAGGAGUGACAUACAGAGGAAUCACAAGGAGAGGAGGGGGUGGUGACAGCUGGCUUGGAGAGAACAACAAGUCCUGGGUUCUUUAUUGUUAUGAUGGUGGUUACUCUGCCCGGUACAACGGUACAGAGACAGCCCUCCCUCUCCGCCCCGCUGGCUCCACCAGAGUAGGAGUGUAUCUGGACCGGCCUGCUGGCUCUCUGUCCUUCUACAGAGUGUCCCCAGGUGGAGGAGGGUCCUCAGACACACUGACACACCUCCACACCUUCUGCUCCUCCUUCACCCAGGAGGACCUCCUCCCGGGGGUCUGGGUGGGGUGGUGGGGGGGGUCCUCAGGGGGGUCCUCAGUGACUCUGUGUCAGUUGUAGAAAAACAAAACGGGCAACGGGGCCUCAGU
This is a messenger RNA of Gadus macrocephalus (Pacific cod), 4775 nucleotides long. RefSeq names its product NACHT, LRR and PYD domains-containing protein 12-like. The record is from RefSeq and is a predicted model, not a curated record. The transcript is spliced from 17 exons. NCBI's taxonomy places the organism in Eukaryota, Metazoa, Chordata, Actinopteri, Gadiformes, Gadidae. Bases 244 to 4746 code for a protein of 1500 amino acids. Gene Ontology annotation, molecular function: protein binding.